Messenger RNA from Rhinopithecus roxellana (golden snub-nosed monkey), 835 nucleotides. RefSeq names its product chloride intracellular channel 3 (gene CLIC3). The transcript is spliced from 6 exons. The coding region runs from base 64 to 774 and encodes 236 amino acids. The record is from RefSeq and is a predicted model, not a curated record. Lineage: Eukaryota; Metazoa; Chordata; Mammalia; Primates; Cercopithecidae.
CGCACAGGGAGACUUAAAGAGCGACCCAGGUCCCCACCCGGGCCUGACCGCGCAGCUCCCACCAUGGCAGAGACCAAGCUCCAGCUGUUUGUCAAGGCGAGUGAGGACGGGGAGAGUGUGGGUCACUGCCCCUCCUGCCAGCGACUCUUCAUGGUCCUGCUCCUCAAGGGCGUACCCUUCACCCUUACCACGGUGGACACGCGCAGGUCCCCGGACGUGCUGAAGGACUUCGCCCCCGGCUCGCAGCUGCCCAUCCUGCUCUAUGACAGCGACGCCAAGACAGACACGCUGCAGAUCGAGGACUUUCUGGAAGAGACGCUGGGGCCACCCGACUUCCCCAGCCUGGCCCCUCGUUACAGGGAGUCCAACACCGCUGGCAACGACGUUUUCCACAAGUUCUCCGCGUUCAUCAAGAACCCGGUGCCCGCGCAGGACGAAGCCCUGUACCAGCAGCUGCUGCGCGCCCUCGCCAGGCUGGACAGCUACCUGCGCGCGCCCCUGGAGCACGAGCUGGCGCUGGAGCCGCAGCUGCGCGAGUCCCGCCGCCGCUUCCUGGACGGCGACCGGCUCACGCUGGCCGACUGCAGCCUACUGCCCAAGCUGCACAUCGUCGACACGGUGUGCGCGCACUUCCGCCAGGCGCCCAUCCCUGCGGAGCUGCGUGGCGUCCGCCGCUACCUGGACAGCGCGCUGCAGGAGAAGGAGUUCAAAUACACGUGUCCGCACAGCGCCGAGAUCCUGGCGGCCUACCGGCCCGCCGUGCACCCCCGCUAGCGCCCCAUCCCGCGUCUGUCGCCCAAUAAAGGCCUCUUUGUCAGGAGUGAGGGUAUCCUGA